ACUGGGGAGAAGCCUUUUGGCUGUACAUAUUGCGAUAAAAGAUUUUCUAGGAGUUCUCAUUUAAUUCAACAUAAACUUACACACACUGGAGAAAAGCCUUUUGCCUGCUCACUUUGUGGCAAAAGAUUCACCCGGAAGGGACAUUUAAAAACACACACACUCACACACACAGGGGAGAAGCCUUUUGCCUGCACACUUUGUGAUAAAAGAUUUUUUCAGAAGAUCAAUUUAGAAAAUCAUCAGCAUACACAUACUGGAGAGAAGCCUUUCGCCUGCACACUUUGCGAUAAAAGGUUUUAUUGUAAGGCUUAUUUAGAAUUGCAUCAGCGUACACAUAGUGGGAAAAAGCCUUUUGUCUGCACAACUUGUGGUAAAAGAUUCACCAACAAGGGAGAUUUAAACAAACACACAAGGACACACACUGGAGAGAAGCCUUUCUCCUGUACUCUUUGCGUCAAAAGAUUUUCAACGAGAAGUCAUUUAAAACAACACACACAUACACACACUGGAGAGAAGCCUUUCUCCUGUACUCUUUGCGUCAAAAGAUUUUCAACGAGAAGUCAUUUAAAACAACACACACAUACACACACUGGAGAGAAGCCUUUCUCCUGUACUCUUUGUGUCAAAAGAUUUUCAAUGAGAAGUCAUUUAGAACAACACACACGUACACACACUGGAGAAAAGCCUUUUGCCUGCUCAAUUUGUGGUAAAAGAUUCACUCAGAAAGGAAAUUUAGUCUUGCACGAAAGAAUACACACUGGAGAGAAGCCAUUUGCCUGCUCACUUUGCGGGGAAAGAUUUUCUCAGAAUUCUAAUUUAAUUCGACAUAAACGUACACACACUGGAGAAAAUCCUUUUGCCUGCUCACUUUGUGGCAAAAGAUUCACCCAGAAGGGACAUUUAAAAAAACACACACUCACACACACAGGGGAGAAGCCUUUUGCCUGCACACUUUGUGAUAAAAGAUUCACUACGAAAGGAAGUUUAGUCAUGCACGAUAGAAUACACACUGGUGAGAAGCCUUUUGCCUGCUCACUUUGUGAUAAAAGAUUUUUUCAGAAGACCAAUUUAAAAAAUCAUCAGCAUACACACACUGGAGGGAAGCCUUUUGUCUGUACACAUUGCGAUAAAAGAUUUUCUGGGAGUUCUAGUUUAAGUAGACAUAAACGUACACACACUGGAGAAAAGCCUUUUGCCUGCACACUUUGCGAUCAAAGAUUCACCGAUAAGGGACAUUUAAAAAAACACACAGUCACACACACUGGAGAGAGGCCUUUCUCCUGUACUCUUUGCGUCAAAAGAUUUUCAAAGAGAAGUCAUUUAGAACAACACACACGUACACACACUGGAGAAAAGCCUUUUGCCUGCUCAUUUUGUGGUAAAAGAUUCACUCAGAAAGGAAAUUUAGUCUUGCACGAAAGAAUACACACUGGAGAGAAGCCUUUUGCCUGCUCACUUUGCGGGGAAAGAUUUUCUCAGAAGCUACGUUUAGUAUUGCACAUAAGAAAACACACUGUGGAAAAACCUUUGAAUUGCAAUGUGUGA
Molecule: messenger RNA, 1545 nt
Organism: Nerophis lumbriciformis (worm pipefish)
Lineage: Eukaryota; Metazoa; Chordata; Actinopteri; Syngnathiformes; Syngnathidae
Source: RefSeq, a predicted model, not a curated record